AUGUAUUUCCGGAUGACUUUUCGCAACGAACUUUCUAGGUCUCGCGAGCAACGUUGGUCAUCCAAAAAGCGAGUCAAAGUCCUUUGGGUCCUGCUUGUUUGCUCCACAUCUUUUUACCCCCUGAAGUCACCGACCGGAGAGGAAUCCACACAAAUUCGGGUCUACAGAGACAGUCGCGUCUGCACCAUGAACAGCGUUGCCACGGACAAUCCAGCCAUUCCGGCCUGGAAAAAGAAGCUUUUGGAAAAGAAAGAGACAAUCUCGAACGAUCCUAAUUUCGAUCCUACGUUGCCCGCUUGGAAGCAAAGCCUGCUUCAAAAAAAAGCCAAGGAAGCACCAGGUACGGAAAGUUUCGGGCAGGAUGAGUCCAGCAAGUCGAGUCAGCCCGCGUGGAUGCAGGAGACCUUGAAACGACGUGCGAAUCGCGGUACUGUUUCUGUACCUAAGAGCCCCAAACACGAAGAAACAGACGACGAUGCCGCAUCUGAGGAUAAAAAGCCAGAGUGGAUGAAAAAGUUCAAUAAAAUGAAUUUCAGAAAAGUUGAUGAUUCUGAUGUGCUCGAGGUUUCGGGAAAGCAAGAUCCUUCCAUUGUACGAAACUCGAAUGGCGUUGUUGUUCAUCACGUCGGUGCAAGUUCUCCUUUGAACCAUCGUAGCCAAGACAAGUAUAAAAAGGAUCGUCACGAACAACGGUACACGGAAGAGCGAUUCAAUAGCUCGUCCAACAGUACACAGCUCAACGACUCGUCCAGCAGCCUCGUACUAAACGGGUCGUCGAAUAAUCUAUCGCACGACAGCUCACCAUCCAAGAAACCGUAUCUAGCGAAAACGGGCAUCCAAGAAUCUGAACAAAAGCCUUGCGACGGUAUUCCACACACUUCAGUAAAAGAUUCUGAAUCACUGGACAAAUCAAAACAGGAAUCGGCUCAAGCCUCCCAAUACAAGCAAUCUCCUUCCACCACCAUGAAAAAGGUACUCAUUGACAACAGUGAUGAAGAAGACUCGGAUGUGUUAGAGGAUGAUAGGGCUACAAACUAUAGGGGAAUGGAAACCAGAAAAACAGCCGGUGGUACUGACAAAGACGGCUCUGACGACGACUCGUCCAGUGAAGAGACUCCGAAGAAGGCCGUCAUACACCCUUCACCAUCUUCUUUCACACCUUCGGGGAAUUCUACUACGGGCAUCGGUCCUAAUAACCCUACAAACGCGUCAAACAGCGGCCGAAGCUACAAAGUCGAGUCAAAAAGCAAAGUCGCAGCUGUCGAUAGUGACGACUCUGACGACGACUCAUCUAUCGAAGAACCUUCCAAGAAGCCCUUAGUACGCCCUACACCUCCAUCUCUUGCACCCACGAAAAGUUACGACACGAGCACUAGUGAUAAGGAUCGUACAAAAGCCCCAUUCAGUGUCGGAAGCGCCAAAGCCGGUCCGAAAAAGAGCGUCGCUGAUGUUGACAGCGACGACUCCGACGACGACUCGUCUAUCGAGGCACCUCCCAAGAACACCGUCGCACGCCAUUCACAACCUACUCAAGUAUCCACGAAUAGUAACAACAAGAGCACUAGUGAUAAGGACAUGACAAGUGCAUCAGCUAACGCCCGAAGUGCCAAAAAUCCCAAACAUAGCGGCAAUUACAUCGACAGCGACGACUCUGACGACGAUUCGUCCAGCGAAGGGCCUCCGAAGAAGCCCGUGGUACUUCACGCGUCCCUAUCCGAGAGACAAGUUGCCUCUGUAGCGGCUGUGAUCAAAAAGGAAGAAUCAGACGGGACAGAUUCUGAUGACAAAAACACGAAUGUAUAUUCAAUGAAGUCAAUUCCCAAGGUGCGAGACUACACUGACAGCGAGGACGAAUCCGAUGACGACUCCGGAAGUUCUUUGGACAUUCCCGUUCUGUCGAAAAAGGACGAAAAGCGCGCAAAGCCAAGACGUAUUUCAGAUUUUCUCAGUGCCGAUGCCAAAACUCGCGUUCCCAAGGGGUUUGAUAUGGCUGUCGGCGAUUUAGAUAGUGUUGACGGAUCGGAUGACGGUACGUUCUUGGAUGCGUGUGCUUACUUGAAAGAGCAAGAGAAGAGACAAAAAGCCCGCGCUGCGGCCAAUGCCGCAAGUGCUAAAUUGCAGGCUCCCGUGAACAACUUUCCUCCAGCAACUCAGAUGAGCAUUUCAAAAAAGAGUACAAUGGAUGAGGCGACGCAGCUGGAUCUCGGAAGCAAGAAGCACAAAAAACACAACAAGGACGUUUCUAAGAGCAGUGUUGAAGAAAGGGAGAAGGUGCAUAAAGGUGAUGCAUGCGGACCAGAAAAAUCGAAGAAGACUUCAAAGAGGGGCAAAAAGGAAACGACAAAAUCCGAAAAGAAAACGAUGUUGCACAAAAGCGGGAAGAGUGCAUCCGCAGAGAAAAAUCACAUAUAUGAGUCGAGCACUGGAAGCACUGAUUCCAAAAAGAUAAAAGUGGCUGAGUCUCCCGUCUCGUCCAACCCUGAUCCAAACAGCCCGACGAAGGCGAGAUCUGAGAAGAAGAAAACUGCGACCGCUAGCAGCGAUGGCGAGAAGAAGAAGAAGAAAGCAAAGGCGGACAAAAAAGAGAAGGAGAAGAGGAAAGAAACGGCCGAUACCGACGACAAGAGUAAGCUAAAGCCGGACAAGAGCAAGAGGAAGAGUAGAAGAUCGGCGGAUCUCUAAUUGUAGCAAAGCUUCCGCUUCCGAUGACGCAAUCGGAUAAAUACACAUUGCAAAGCGAGUACACUCUUGUUCUCUUAAUUGUUCGUUCAAAUUGAGAGACCCGAUAAA
Messenger RNA from Phaeodactylum tricornutum CCAP 1055/1, 2790 nucleotides. RefSeq lists its product with no specific name. The transcript has a single exon. NCBI's taxonomy places the organism in Eukaryota, Bacillariophyta, Bacillariophyceae, Surirellales, Neidiaceae. The record is from RefSeq and is a predicted model, not a curated record. The coding region runs from base 1 to 2682 and encodes 893 amino acids.